CGUUAUGUGUUAUGGUACCGUAUCAGUUGGUGUCUAAAAUAUUUGUAUAAACGUUUUAAUCUGUGCUAAACAAAUGGCUGGUUUAGGAGUCUACAAAUUUGACACGGGAGAAAGUUUUCCUACAAACUGUUUUCCAAUAAGGCCAAUUUUUCUUCAGAAUAAAGAAGGGGCAGGACACUGGUUGGUAGCCCACAAAAGCAGUGUGGAGGACAGGUACAGGUACAGGAUGCCAGAACUAGCAUCAUCAGCAGAACUUCACACAGGAUCAUCUGCUCAGACUGAAUCUGAACAUUCUAAGAGAAGCACACAGAAAAUUACUGGUAACACAUUAGAUGGAAAACAGCUGAUGGUGCUGCAUUGUGUGGAAAGAGCGUCUGAUCUUUGCUCUGUGGACAUCGGUGAAAGAAAACUUGAGUCUGUCACACUGAAGGAUUGUGAGGAAUUUGACAGUGUUGCAUACAUCAAUGCUUCUGACAACUAUUUAACCCUCGAGUCAUUCAGUGGGUUUCCUGCACUGAGGGAGCUGGAACUGUCUCUGAACCGUCUCUACACUUUGGAGGUUCAUGCUGCACAUUUUCCUAGAUUGGAAGUGUUGGAUCUGUCCUAUAAUAACCUGUCCGGCGAUGCUAUAUUAGCAGUUGGAUUGCUACCACGUCUAAAGGUGCUUCACAUGACUGGAAAUAAUCUUUACAACCUUCCAUCAAACAUGGCUGGCCCUUAUAGCCCUCCUGAUGAACCGGUGAACCAUUCCAGCUCAUUGUUUCAGACUCUUGAAGUGUUGAUGCUGGAUGAUAAUAAACUGUCCUCUCCUGACGUCUUCACCUGUCUGGCUGAUUUUAAGAGGCUUCAUUAUUUAAAUUUAGAAGGAAAUGACAUCUCAGAGGUUCCGUACCUGCAACCAAUGCAAACAGCUUCCAGGACAAGAGACACCAACGCAACACAGUAUAUCUCUGGUCCUGAAUCAGACCGGCAAAAGGGUAUUGAUGAAGAGACUGGUAAGGACAAUGACAGUGGGACAGAUUCUAAACAUUUACGUCCACCAUUUCCACAGCUUCAGUAUCUAAAUUUGGCCAACAAUAAGAUAUUAGAAGAGGAGGCGCUGCUGGCGCUGGCGUUGUUUCCACUGCUCAGUGAGCUCAUAAUUCACUCGAACCCCCUGACUACACAGAGGAGUGGUGACCCACCAUUGCUGGCCUGGUUUCUCCAGGACAGAUUUGGUAUCAGAAUAACCCGUAAGAAGCCUCCUGAUAGCAAAGUGAAACCACACCUUGUGCUCCCUGUUAAUCCAAAAAGAAAGGUACAAACUGUAACCCCGAAGGUACCAAAGGUUCCCCUGAUCACAGCAUCCCAGUUCACUUUCGAUAGCUCCGGCACAAACACUGGGAAUGGAAACAUCAGUCCUCUGCUGUCAGAGAGCGGAUCCAGUAAUGUAUUACUGCCUCCCUCGCCACAACCCAGUACCGACAUCACUGCAACCAGUAUAUCUGAGUGUGUGGAGAAGGAAACUGAGGAAGCGUUCUUCGUAACAGAGAUAAAUAACCUGAUCGAACCCGAGUAUCCAGAAACAACAGAAACAACAGAGGAAAGAAACCAACAUGAGAAUGCUAAACAAUGCCCACCCAAACUGAUAGGUUAUGAAAUUCUACUGGAUGAUAACCCGGACCCGGACUUGACCGUGCCUCGUGGUAUCCAGCAGUCAGUGAGAGUUCUGGAACAAACACUAAAGAACCUGCUGGUGUACAGAGACUCCAGAGCAAAGCUUGAUCGUCUUCAGAAACCAUACAGAGAACACCAGAAGAGAAUCAGAAAUCUGCCACGUGUGAAACCAUGGAACCCAUAUGGAGAGAAAAUGAAAGAAGUGCUCGCAGAAAUAAAAGAAAUUAAAGCCAUAAGUACAGUUCCAUUAGAUGAAGUUCUUCGAAACAGAGACGUAUACAGGAAAGAAUAUGAAGAAGCUCUGAGCUUACUGAAAGAUUUUAAGAGGAAGUACCGGACCGUCCACUUGAAAACGAUGGAACGUGCAUCACACAUCGAAAUUCUUCAGCACUCAAAUCAGCAAAAGUAAAAAAUAAGUAAUGAAAUAAAAGUUAUGAUCAGGGA
This is a messenger RNA of Trichomycterus rosablanca, 2100 nucleotides long. It is a transcript of the gene xrra1, whose product is annotated as X-ray radiation resistance associated 1. NCBI's taxonomy places the organism in Eukaryota, Metazoa, Chordata, Actinopteri, Siluriformes, Trichomycteridae. Gene Ontology annotation, cellular component: nucleus. Bases 74 to 2065 code for a protein of 663 amino acids. The transcript has 17 exons. Gene Ontology annotation, molecular function: protein binding. The record is from RefSeq and is a predicted model, not a curated record.